This is a messenger RNA of Coffea eugenioides, 846 nucleotides long. RefSeq names its product beta-D-glucosyl crocetin beta-1,6-glucosyltransferase-like. Lineage: Eukaryota; Viridiplantae; Streptophyta; Magnoliopsida; Gentianales; Rubiaceae. The transcript is spliced from 3 exons. The record is from RefSeq and is a predicted model, not a curated record. Bases 1 to 846 code for a protein of 281 amino acids.
AUGGCCUACCACCCCAUCUCAUUGUCACCCUCAUUCGAGCUUUGGAAAUGGCAAGCUCAUCCUUCUCCAGCAUCAUCAAUAAUAUUCAACCAGACUUGCUUGCUUAUAUAUGACAUCUACCAGGCAUGGGUGCCUCUGAUAGCUUUAGUCCAUCGUAUUCCAGCAGUUCACUUCCAAACUACCGGAGCUACUGCAUCUGCUUUCUUGCUUCGCCUGUUCAAAAAUCGCAAUGUUCAAUUUCCAGCUGCCACAAUUUUUCUGAGGGAGUUUGAAAUGAAGAAGAUGAUAAGUUGUGGGGAAUCCACAUUAAAUGAUGGCAAAGAUAAAGAACGAGUCUUUGAUUGUAUUGAUCUAUCUUCUGUGGUCAUCUUGGUCAAAAGUUGCAAUAACAUCGAGAGUAAGUACAUUGAGUUUCUCUCUGCCUUGGCUAAGAAAAAGACAAUUCCAGUUGGUUCACUUGUUCAGGACCCUAUUGAUGAUGAUGAUAAUAAUUCUAAGAUAAUGCAAUGGCUAAAUGAGAACCUCGAGCCUCAAGCAUGCGGGGAGAAAACAAGUGUUGAAAGAGCACUACCUGAAGGAUACCUUGACAAAUUGAAAGGGAAGGGAUUAAUAUUGGAGGGAUGGGCUCCUCAGGCCAAGAGCCCACCCAAGUAUUGGUGGUUUUGGACGCCAAAGGCUGCGGAGAUAGCCAGAACAGUAGUAAUGGAGAACGCUGGAGAAGAUAUCAGGAAGAAAGCAAGAGAAUUGAGUGAAAGAAUUCAGUCGAAUGUGGAGGAAGAAAUCAGCGCUGUGGUGGAGCAGAGAUGGGCUGAACCAAGAACCAGGCUACAAAUUGUAGCCUAUUAG